Molecule: messenger RNA, 222 nt
Organism: Neurospora tetraspora
Lineage: Eukaryota; Fungi; Ascomycota; Sordariomycetes; Sordariales; Sordariaceae
Exons: 2
Coding region: 1-222 (73 amino acids)
Molecular function (GO): zinc ion binding
Source: RefSeq, a predicted model, not a curated record
AUGCCUGCCCCCAGGAGACUCAAGUGCUCGCUCACCGAGUGCAGGCUCCCCGCAGCGCCCAUCACAGGCGACUGUACUUUCUGCGACGGUCACUAUUGCAGCAAGCACCGACUAUUGGAGAGCCACAAGUGCAAGAACCUCGAAGACUGCAAGAAGGAAGCAUUCGAGGCAAAUGCCCUGCAGCUCGAAAAGGAGCGGACGCGGGUUAUCAGGGGCGUAUAA